AUGACUGUGACAUAUAGCCUCAGUCCGUCUUAUAUUCAGGGCCCUCUGGUGGCGGCGACGAUCUUCGGCGCAUUGGCAACUGCUGCUACAGCUGUGCGUCUAUAUGCAAUGCAUCUGAAAGCCCUGAAACCCGGACUUUCCGAAUUCUUCAUCCUCGUGGGAGUUCUGUUGAUGUAUGGCGCUCUCGCUUUACUUUUUAUCAUGACCAAGUAUGGAGGCAUGGGCCUACAUGUGGCAGAUGUAGAACCGGAAGCCAGGGUAAUAGCGCUGAAGUCGCUCUUGUCCGUGGAGAUCCUCUAUGGUACCUCACUCGGAAUGGUCAAGACUUCGAUAGCUCUAUUUAUGGUUCGAAUCUUUGGAUCCAAUGGUACCUUCAAGGCUGGCGUCAUUGUCGCCCUAUUCAUUGUUUGGGCAUGGGCGACUAGUAUCAUCCUUGAAUGCUUCUUGCUCUGUCAGCCAUUCAUCUACAACUGGGACACUUCUGUCAACGGUCAUUGCGGUAACCGCCCGGCAGCCUUCAUGGUCGCUGGCAUAAUGAACGUUAUAACCGACGCGAUGGUUAUCGCACUACCUUUGCCUCACAUCUGGAAGCUAAAGCUCAACAUGCAAAAGAAGAUUGGGCUUACCUCAGUAUUUGGCGUGGGACUUGUCAUUAUCCGCCUUAUAUCUAUCUACAAGCUCGACUUUGAGGACCCAACAUUUACUUUGCUCGACCCCAUCAUGUGGACUGUUUUGGAACCUCAGUUAGCCAUUAUCUGCGCCAACAUGCCGUUCUUCAAGACUAUCAUCGCUGCCAUCGCUCCUAGUCUGGGAUCUACCGCCGAUCGAAAAUACGGGCGAUCUUCCGAAAGGACUUUUGAUCGUCUUGGGCAAUCAGCUACAAAUGGCAAUUAUAGCAUGGAUCCGCUGGAUACAAAGACACACACAGUCAAAGUUGGUAAUGACUUUGACUCAACAGAAAUGAUCAAUGUGGAAGUCAAAUCUGUGAAUUCGGACGAAGAGCAGCGCUUAGCCUCCAACGCGGGCCCUUACGGGAUCAGUGUUGUUCAAAAAUUUGAUGUCGAGUAUGAGAAAGCCAGCAUUCGAAAGCGAUGA
This is a messenger RNA of Penicillium longicatenatum, 1095 nucleotides long. RefSeq lists its product as uncharacterized. The record is from RefSeq and is a predicted model, not a curated record. NCBI's taxonomy places the organism in Eukaryota, Fungi, Ascomycota, Eurotiomycetes, Eurotiales, Aspergillaceae. The transcript has 5 exons. The coding region runs from base 1 to 1095 and encodes 364 amino acids.